Molecule: messenger RNA, 1362 nt
Organism: Xenopus laevis (African clawed frog)
Lineage: Eukaryota; Metazoa; Chordata; Amphibia; Anura; Pipidae
Gene: cnn1.L
Product: calponin L homeolog
Source: RefSeq, marked provisional
AACGAGGCAGAGGAACCAGGGGAAAAAGAAGCAGAAACAUGUACGGUCACUUCAACAAGGGCCCGGCCUAUGGACUCAGCGCUGAGGUUAAGAACAAGUUGGCUCAGAAGUAUGAUCCUCUGAAGGAGGCGGAGCUGAGACAAUGGAUAGAUGGCCUGACAGGAAGAACUAUUGGGAACAAUUUCAUGGAUUCUUUGAAAGAUGGAAUCAUCCUCUGCGAGCUCAUCAACAAGCUCCAGCCGGGCUCUGUACGGAAGAUCAACGAGGCGACUCAGAACUGGCAUAAGCUGGAAAACAUCGGAAAUUUUAUCAAAGGCAUCAUGCAAUAUGGAGUGAAACCCCAUGAUAUAUUUGAGGCAAAUGAUCUUUUUGAGAACACCAAUUUAACUCAAGUGCAAUGUACUCUGCUGGCACUGGCUAGUGUGGCCAAGUCAAAAGGUGCCAGAGUGGAUAUUGGAGUAAAAUACGCUGAUCGCCAGGAAAGGAGAUUCAACCCGGACAAACUUAAGGAGGGAAGGAAUAUAAUCGGGCUCCAGAUGGGAACAAACAAGUUUGCCAGCCAGAAAGGGAUGACCUCUUAUGGUACUCGUAGGCACCUCUAUGACCCCAAACUGGCUAAUGAACAACCAAUGGAUCAGGCAACAAUCAGCCUGCAAAUGGGCACCAAUAAAGGAGCUUCCCAGGCUGGCAUGACAGCACCAGGUACCAAACGCCAGAUCUUUGACCAAAAGCUUGGCAUGGAACAUUGUGACUCCCAGACCGUCUCCUUGCAAAUGGGAUCAAACAAGGGCGCUUCUCAGCACGGCAUGACUGUGUAUGGAUUGCCCCGCCAAGUUUACGACUCCAAGUACUGCAACGUGCCCGAAUUCCUAAUGGAAGGAGAUGAAGACGGCCAAUACAAUAACAGCCACCAGUAUUACAACUCUGAGUAACACCCCGGCCUCUUUGUAACAAACCCCUGCCCACUCCCCUUCUGUGCCAGUGUGUGUUUGCUACUGUGGCAAAAAAAACGUGCUUGUUGGUCUGGCAAAGUGGCAAACUGCCAACUACAUAUGCCCACUACAGAUAUAGAAAGGCAUUGAUGCUACCCAUUGUGUGCCAGGCUAGGAUACUACCUUGGCAGAGAAUGGGCAAUAUUUAAUGAGUGCCAGGGUUUACUCUCCCCUGUAUCAAAGAAAAGUGCCAUAUUUCUGGCAUGCCUCUUCUGUGUCGGCACUUACCCACUCUUUUGGGCUGGUGUCCGUGUCGUUUACUCCACACGCUUAUCUGGUCAAAGGGGAACUCCACAAAAACAUAACUUAAGCUUUUUGAAAAGUAAACAUAAUUUCAAGCAACUAUGCAAUAUACAUCAAUUAAAAAUGA